UUUCAAUUACACAUGACAUGCUUCAUGAAAUACAGAAUCUUUUCAGUAAUAAUUUCAAUGUUGCCAAAUGGGACAAGAAAAAAGCCAGCAACUUUCUAGUACUACUCCAUCGACAGAGUCACGAGCUUCAUCGCUGCCUUGAUGAAAAAAAGAUAAAGCCCAGCAACACCAGUGCAGCUGGAAAGCUGAAGAAUUAUUUCAAAAGGCUACAGGUGCUUUUGAAAAUGAAGAACAACGAGCGCUGUAAAUGGGAAAUUGUAAAGGACCAGAUACGGAGAUUUCUGCAGUCUGCUGAAAGGAUCACAUUUCAGUGAAGGCCAUUUUACAAGACUUGAUUAGACACCCACAAUUUCAUAGUAUUAAAAGUAGAAGUCACUUUUACAUU
This is a messenger RNA of Protopterus annectens (West African lungfish), 385 nucleotides long. RefSeq names its product interferon omega-1-like. The record is from RefSeq and is a predicted model, not a curated record. The transcript has 3 exons. Gene Ontology annotation, cellular component: extracellular region. Gene Ontology annotation, biological process: defense response. Bases 18 to 314 code for a protein of 98 amino acids. Lineage: Eukaryota; Metazoa; Chordata; Ceratodontiformes; Protopteridae. Gene Ontology annotation, molecular function: cytokine receptor binding.